This is a messenger RNA of Parastagonospora nodorum SN15, 1341 nucleotides long. RefSeq lists its product as hypothetical. The transcript has 2 exons. The record is from RefSeq and is a predicted model, not a curated record. Lineage: Eukaryota; Fungi; Ascomycota; Dothideomycetes; Pleosporales; Phaeosphaeriaceae. The coding region runs from base 1 to 1341 and encodes 446 amino acids.
AUGCUCACAAACACUCUUUCUUUGCUCGCCCUGGUUGGCGCAGCUCAAGCCCAUAUGAGCAUGUUUUACCCUGCACCUCUAGGUGGCGCUCCAUCUAUCAACAAACAGUCGGCCGAAGUCGACCCAGAGUUCAAUUUCCCACUUGGAUGCUGUGGUCCUGACGGUGGUGACUCCAGACCUAGCCCUGGUGUCUGCCGUGGUCACAUCGACAAGUUCGAUACCGAAACAGCCUCAGUAACCUGGACGGCCGGGCAAGAAGCCCAUUUCCAACUCACAGAUCACUCAUAUGACCCGGCGGCACCCGGCGGCACUCACUAUGGAGGUUCUUGCCAAGUUGGGUUCUCUGUCGACAAGGGCGCUACAUGGAAGGUUGCCGCUUCUUAUCAUGGUGCUUGUCCCAAGCAUACUGAAGACGGUUCGCCCGAAGCCCAGACCUUUGAUUUCAAGGUGCCUACGGGUAUGCCAGAGGGAGACGCUUUAUUCGCUUGGGUAUGGCUGAAUCGUGAGCAUGAAGCAUUCUCGAAUUGUGCUAAAGUCAACAUCGCCAGCGGCUCAGGAAGCCCACCAUCUGAGCCUGCCGCACCAUCCAAGCCGGCAACAUCUCCACAACCACCAUCUCAGUCAUACGGCGCUCAGCCCCAACAGCCGGACAACGAUGACAAGCCUGCACCGCCAGCAGUCACUCCUCAACCAUCACCCGAUCAGCCUGGAAACGGUGCUGCCACUACCAUCUACAAGACCGUUACGACCACAGUCGGUGCUGGCCCUGCUCCUUCAGUCAACCCUGACGAUGACUACGAGGAUUCUGAAGAUUCUGAAGACUCCGAAGACUCCGAGCAUGGAGAUGACUCUGAAGAGAUCGACGAUUCCGAGGAGCCCGAUGAUUCUGAGGAGACCGAGGACUCUGAAGAUUCCGAGGAUUCUGAGGGAUACAAGCCCCGGCGUCACACGCAUCCCCACCGCCAGGUCAACCCCAAUGCUCGUAGGUACGCAGUUGAAGGAUGGAGCUGUGAGUGCGUCCGCGAACCCUCCAACUCGCGCUGCUACUGCGACUCUUCCAACUUUUCUCCUGUUAAGCGUGCCGAGGUCGAGAAGAAGGCUCUCCGUAUGCACCGCCGCACCCUUUACAAGCGCAUUGAUGCUUGCGACUGGGCUUCCGCUCCUGCCAUGGAGACAUCGUACUACACCAUAGACGCCAAAUGUGCGCCCAACGCCAAGGCCAACACGCCCGAGAGCGAUGAGUUCGAGCUCGGCUGGGAUGUCAGCUGCGGUGUUGUCCAAGGCGAUGGAGAAUACAAGAUCAAGAUGAUGGAGUGCAACAUGUUUGGUGGUGGAUACUAA